Messenger RNA from Closterium sp. Naga37s-1, 2601 nucleotides. The record is from the annotation of a GenBank genome assembly. NCBI's taxonomy places the organism in Eukaryota, Viridiplantae, Streptophyta, Zygnematophyceae, Desmidiales, Closteriaceae.
AUGACCGCCCCACCCGCUCUGCUCGUCGCUCGCUCCGUCUCGUCGUCCGAUGUUUCUGGCGGGAACCUUCCCGAGGUCGCCUGGGAGCACGACGCGACCUCGGGUGCGGGCGACGGGCUAGGUCCAAGCGAUGGAUACUUUCUGAACGACCCCUCCAGCAGCUUCCGCAUGUGCAUCGACGGCAUGACCCUCUCCCGAUCCUCUGCGCUUCCGGCGCCGGCGCUUGUGACUGCGCAAGCUGACGUCAGCGCUCACCCGGGAGCCGCACGGCAAUUGGAAUAUCAGGGCGGCGGAGGCGGCGGCGGCGGGAACGGCGAUCUGUUUUACGACUGCGACGACGCGUGGAUGCGUGCGGAUAACACGUGGAUGCACCUUGAUGAUCACUCCGCGGCGCUUUCGCACUUUCUAGACGGGCUACCGACCGCUCCAAUUGACGCUUCUGAUCCCCCAAGCGUGCCGAUUCAACCAGGUCCCGGCUCGACGGAGCUCGUAACGAAUGCUGCGCCAUCUGCGGCGGAAACGGGCGCGUAUAUCCUCGUCGACGGUGCGGCCACGGCUGUCGACGGGCAGCGCUGCGCCGCAACUGUAGGCGGCUGCGAUUGGUUAAACGACAUUCUUCCUGAGUCCGGGUACGGCGGGCAGCCACAUCCGCCGGGAACUGAGCUGAAUCAGGAGCACGCAGUGGGAGUUCCGCCCACCACUGAUUCCAUGGACUUGCAACCUGCGCAUCAAGGGAAUGUGGAACCUGCACCUGGCAGCGCCAGUCCCCCGCCGGUCCUUUCCGCUGCACAUGGUGUCGCGGAGGAGAGCGCUUUCAACCCGGUUGACAUGCAGGUACAACCUGCCGGCGGUAACUAUGACACAAGCGCCUCCUUGCAAGCCGGUGGCAGUGCUCCCGUCUUUCCUACCGGCGCGUCGACUUCCCUUGACGUGACGGCUGGUUAUGCUGUUCCGAACCCUUCGCGCGGAGUGUGGUGGACGCCGCAGCCUGCCGCACCUGCCUCCGGCGCGGUCGCAUGUGAAGCGAACGAGGCUGUGCGCGCGGAAGAUUUCGCUUCUAAGAAGGCGGAAGGCGCAGCGGAGGUAGCGGCGGAGGUGCGCAGCCGGGGGGCUGCUGCUGGGACUGGGCCAGCAGCAGCGAGCGGGGGACAAUCAAGAACUGCCAUGGUUUCGUGCGGCGGAAACGCUAUAUCCGCUACUACUGCGGGGAGAGAUGGCGCUGUGCAGCGGACAGUGCUGUCCCAGUCGCAGCCACGGCCCGAAGCAUUGGCACAGCCACCUUCUCAAUUCCAAGUUCUGUCACAGGCGCAAACGCUGCAGGAGAGACAAACGAUUAAUGUCGCCCUUCCACCUGCUUCCACUCCCGCCGUUCCCGCCGUCGCUACUGCAGCCGUCCCCGUUUCACAACGUCCUGCGGCCCCCGUUCGUGUGUCUCCGCCGCCUGCUCCCGCAAGUCGGGCGUCACCUCCAACCGCUGCACCCCGCGCCGUUGCCGCUGCCGUUGCCCCAACCCCGACUGCCGCGCCUCCCGCGACGUGCCUCCCGCCAACUCCCGCCGCUAGCAGCGCUCCCGUCGGACCAGCCAGGGCGGCCAGCACAGCGGGCGGGGGAACCGAAGGUGAAGGGGUUGGCGAGGCGGAAGGAGGAGAAGAGGGCAGCUGGGAGGACGAAGAGCAGGAGCGGAGGCGGAAGCGGCUGAUGCGCAACAGGCAAUCGGCGCUGCAGUCGCGGCAACGGCGGAAGAGCUACGUGUCGGAGCUGGAGGGGAGGUGUGCGGCCCUACAGGCAACCAUAGGGCAGCUCCGACAGGUGGUGGCCGUGACCGCGUACGAGAAUGGCGCGUUAAGAGACGAGCUUGCUCGCCUGCACCAGAUGUGGGCUGCAGGAGCAAGCACCACCGCUGGACCCAUGGCAGGUGCCCUGGGUGUCGCCGGAGUUGCUGGUGUUGGGGCGACUGGUGGCACUUCCAGCGAAGAAAUGAGGGGGGAGUUAGAGGUGGAGGAGGGGAAGCGGGAGGGGGGCAGUGUGUCGGGAGGAGGUGUGCGUGCUGAUGGAGCAGAGCCUGCAGUGCUUGAAAGCGACUCCCUGCCGUCGGAGUCCCUGCUACGUCACCACCGUCAUCUCAGCCAGACCACGGCCUUCCUCCUCACCCUCUUCUUCCACUGGGCGCUCUUCCUCUGGGUGCUGCUGCCGCAGCAGCAGCUGCAGCACCUCCCCCCCUUGGCCUGCUCCGCUGGCCUCUCCCUCGCCUACCUCUCCCUCCUCUGUCUCGCCCGCUCGCUUCUGCACCGCCUGCCGCAGCACGUCCCGUGCAAACAGCAAGUGCGGCAGCGGCAGCGCAGGCGACAUUUCCUGGAGGGCAAGGCGCCAGCUGCUCUGUCUCUCCUGCUCCCAGCAGUGGGGGAAGCUCUGGUGCGUGUGCAUCGGCAGCAGCAGGAGACAGGCAGCCUCAGGCUAAGGCAGUCACAGGGGCAAAAGCAGCCAGGCAGAGACGCAAGGGGCGGGUGUGAGGAAGGUUGGAGCCGGAGGAAUUGGGCAGUUGUUGCCAAGAAAAGCAGGGGUGCAAGGAAUGGUGGAGUGUGGCCCUCUCGUGGAGGGUGA